Protopolystoma xenopodis is the source of this 225-nucleotide messenger RNA. NCBI's taxonomy places the organism in Eukaryota, Metazoa, Platyhelminthes, Monogenea, Polystomatidea, Polystomatidae. The record is from the annotation of a GenBank genome assembly.
AUGAUGCUACUGACUAACGGAAAUCGUGAAAUUUCUCCAGAUGUUGACGAGAAGAAAAUCGCAUCCAAGUUGAAAAUUUUUCUCGACACAGAUUAUGGCAGAAUGUGGCACAUUGUCGUUGUGGCAGGUUCCUUUUGGAUGAAUUAUAGUCACGACGAAAAAUAUUCAUUCCAUUUCAAAGUCGGAAAAUAUAUUUUUCUAAUUUGGCGCACACCUAAUGUCUAG